Messenger RNA from Formica exsecta, 1805 nucleotides. RefSeq lists its product as uncharacterized. Gene Ontology annotation, molecular function: dibutyl phthalate binding; odorant binding. Gene Ontology annotation, cellular component: extracellular region. The coding region runs from base 1187 to 1729 and encodes 180 amino acids. NCBI's taxonomy places the organism in Eukaryota, Metazoa, Arthropoda, Insecta, Hymenoptera, Formicidae. Gene Ontology annotation, biological process: olfactory behavior; sensory perception of smell. The record is from RefSeq and is a predicted model, not a curated record. The transcript is spliced from 6 exons.
UAUAUAAAAUAUAUGUAAUUUACAUAAAGUAUCCAAUAGAAUGUUUGGCAGAUGUGAUUGAUAUAAAUUGAUGGCGCUCUCGUUGAUAAAACGGAGUUUGAUAUUGCGAUAGUAGAACGCUCCAAUUGUCGAGGUCAUAUUUGAUGAUCGAAUGCAAUGAAAGGAGAGAUCUACAACUAUAACACACUUGAAACAUUCAUUCACAAACGAGUCCUUUGUGACGAUCGGUGUAGAAAUAGCGUUGCGGCUUGUGCAUGUUCAGCCAGUAGAAAAGCUCCGACACUGAGCGGACAGGAUGUGAACUUUCCGAUGAUACUAGCAGCAUAAAAGAGAAAAAGAGAGGAAUUAUCAUUAUUAUUAUAUUAUUAUUAUUUAUCAGAAAAAACAAAUUUUUUAAAAUAAUUUAUUAAUGGCUUUUGACUGAUUAGUCGCAAAAAUCUUAUGCGAUAUUAAAAUUGUGUAAGAUAGAUAUUGUGUACAAUCUCACAUAACGCGAAGUUACACAACGCACGGGAUUGCUCUCUGUGCGACUGUAAUUAAAAGGAAACGUUUGAUUUCAGGCGGUAUACAAUAUUGCAGUAUACACUGAUCUGGAUAUCAGGUGUAUAUUAUUAUGAGAAAUACUGAAAUUACUUACUCUCCGCGGAACACGAAGAGAUUAUUGUUAAUUACUUAGGAAGCAUUGGAUAUACUUUGACUAAGUUACAAUUAUACGUAUGUUUACCGUCACGCAUCUCGCUUGCGGCUGGCGCGCAUUAUAUGUAUACAAAGUAUAUCACAAAUUCUUCUUGGAAUUUCAAACAAUCGCGAGCUUUUUCCUCUUUUAAAUUUGGAUCCUUUCAAAUUUUCUUCACCAAGAAUCUAUCAAGAAUAAUGAGAGAUACCAAUCAUUUUAAUAGAAGCUCCUAAUUCUCUGUAAAAGAAGAAAUAAUAAAUAUGUAAUCUUAAGAUUGAAAUAUUUAGUAUAAGUUUUUUGAAAUAUUUUUUCGAAGAAAACAAAUUUCAUAAUUAAAACUGUAAAUAAAAUUUUAUUAUGUAUAACAUUUAUUCUCUUUGAAUUUCCGAUGUUUAAUUAAUUUCUUUGUUGUUCGUACAAUCCGCCGGUAGUUGAUUUUUAGGGAGGUAUGUCUUUGCCAGCUGAUUAUUAUCUCCCACCUAAUGCCCGGAGGAUUCGUAUAAAUUCUCGAUGAUCUUACGAAGCUGCGCACUUAGUAAUUUUAGGCGAGUGAGAGAACAUUUUUGGCUAAAUACAAUUCAAUUGUGUGUGCGUGAAAUAAAAAAAAUGAUGAAUGAAAAUUUAAUACUUAUCUGUGCCUCUUUAAUCGUCACGCAACUCGUCGUAGUUCAUUGUAAUGACGACAAUAUAGAUUGGACUACUGUUCACGAUGAGUUGAGAAAAUUGGCUGGAAAUCUGCGUAAGAAGUGUACCGGUGAAAUUGGCAUAACAGAAGAUGUAUUAGAAGAGGCAGAAUUAGGUACCUUCCCAGAAGAAAACAAUAAAUUGGCAUGUUACUUCAAGUGCGUUAUGGAAAAGGGAGGAGUGAUGAAAAAGGAUGGCAAGAUCAAUUAUAAACUUUUGGGAAAAAUGAUGCCGGCGGCAUACAGGCACAUUGGACAAGAGAUGCUCGACGAAUGUCGCGAUAUAAGUGGUAAAGACAAGUGUAUCAUAGCUCUCGACUUCAACAAAUGCAUGUACAAGGCAAAUCCAGUGGCAUACUUUGUCAUCUAAAUAUUGAUAAUGUAAAGGAAUAAGAACCCAGAGUAUUAUCCAUAAGUUUAACAAAAUAAAGUACUGAAAAAUUUUU